GCUGGUAGCAGGCAGAAAUCCAUUCUUUAUAAAAGACAAACUAGAAGAUUUAGUGGCUCUAAAAUGAGCAGCCCAGCUGAGGACGACAAAAGAUAUGACCCCAGGGAUACAACGUUCAGUUUUGUCGACAGACCUGAUGACCUGGAUCCUCUGUUCGAUGAAGAUGAAGAUCAGGGUCUCCGAGCUGAGAUGUCCUGCGGUCAUGCCGUCACCCCACAAUCUCUGACUGGGUGGUGUCGCAGUCUGCUGGAUCAGGGCCAGUACAAGUUUAGGUGUCCGGCUAUAGAUGAGGAAACACAGGAGAAAUGUGGUGCUCAGUGGUCUUACCGAGAGGUGCGACGUCUGGCAGACCUGAGUGUGGAAGAAAUGAACUACUUUGAAGAGAACAUUGCUCGCCUGGCUGCUGCAGAGUAUCAGGAAUUUAGAGCAUGUCCUGGGUGUAAGACGUAUAUUGAAAGAAAGAACCUGACUAACCUCUGCGUGCAGUGCUUAGUGUGUGCUGCAGACAAGAAGAAAGUGUUCCAGUUCUGCUGGCAGUGCUCAAAGCCUUGGAAAGGCCCAGCUCCUCGCUCUGAUCGCUGUGGCAAUGAUGGCUGCAUCAACCGUGACCUGGAACUACUCAGGACCUGCAAGACCACCACCCUGCUUGAGGUUCAGGGGGUCGAUGCCUGUCCCUCCAUCCGGGCCUGUCCCACCUGUGGAAAUAGGGUGGAGCAUGACAACACAGGCUGCAAGAACAUCAUCUGUCCUCGCUGCCAGGUGGAGUUUUGCUUUGUGUGUCUGAAGCUCACUCCUGAGUGUCUGGAGACCAGUACCCACUUCAUGCCCUGUAGUGAUGGUGUGGCUCCCAGACAGACAUCCAUACCUGUGUGGCGCAGGAAGUAAAACUGCUGCCAGUUUACCUCUCCGAAUAGGAACUUGGUGGUUAUUGUAAAUUAAGCAUGUUAUUCUUACCUUUGUUCAUGUUCAAUAACUGUAAAACUCAAUAUUUAGCAUUAUAUAUUUGAACAAUUAUUACUCGUGUGUAGUAUUUGCUUCUGCUAUAUGUUGAAACAUAUUGUUCUUUUGCCUAUCUAAAAAUGUUUUUAAAUAAAUUAUUUUACAUCUGACUGCAGCGCCACUAUCACAGAUUUUUGUUUCCACUCGCCAGGACCA
Messenger RNA from Cyprinodon variegatus (sheepshead minnow), 1155 nucleotides. Its product is annotated as probable E3 ubiquitin-protein ligase ARI7. The record is from RefSeq and is a predicted model, not a curated record. The coding region runs from base 64 to 885 and encodes 273 amino acids. The transcript has 4 exons. Lineage: Eukaryota; Metazoa; Chordata; Actinopteri; Cyprinodontiformes; Cyprinodontidae. Gene Ontology annotation, molecular function: zinc ion binding.